Molecule: messenger RNA, 3385 nt
Organism: Nelumbo nucifera (sacred lotus)
Lineage: Eukaryota; Viridiplantae; Streptophyta; Magnoliopsida; Proteales; Nelumbonaceae
Source: RefSeq, a predicted model, not a curated record
CCGAGCUCCGAGGAGAACAAGAGAGGGAAGAAAAUCGGGAAAAGUGAGGAUGAAACCAUUGCCGAUAUGUACUCCUUCUGGUCAAUCUGGAAGCAGCAGAAAAGCAUGGAUAGUGCAUAGCUUGGUUGCCGGAGCUGCAAUUGCAGUGGCAAUAGGAGCCCAUGCCGUUUUUUCUGGUCGUCGAUUUGGCAAAUUUCGAAGCACGGUUAUUGGAAUAAUACCCGCCCGCUAUGCUUCCUCGAGAUUCGAAGGCAAACCCCUUGUUCAAAUCCUUGGGAAGCCUAUGAUCCAGAGAACAUGGGAGAGAGCCAAGUUGGCUACCACAUUGGACCACAUAGUUGUGGCAACGGAUGAUGAAAAGAUUGCAGAAUGCUGUCAAGCAUUUGGGGCUGAUGUAAUAAUGACAUCAACUUCUUGCCGGAAUGGCACUGAACGUUGCAAUGAAGCACUACAGAAGAUUGAGAAGAAGUAUGAUGUUGUUGUCAAUAUUCAGGGGGAUGAGCCUCUUAUUGAACCUGAAAUAAUAGAUGGGGUUGUAAAAGCUCUACAGAGAGCCCCUGAUGCGGUCUUUAGUACUGCAGUCACAUCAUUAAAACCUGAAGAUGGGACUGAUCCAAACCGGGUAAAAUGUGUGGUGGACAAUCGUGGUUAUGCAAUAUACUUUUCAAGGGGAUUGAUCCCCUAUAAUAAGUCUGGGAAAUUCAAUCCUAUGUUUCCAUAUUUACUUCAUCUUGGUAUUCAGAGCUAUGAUUCUAAAUUUUUAAGGAUAUAUCCAGAGCUUCCACCCACGCCAUUACAACUAGAAGAAGAUUUAGAGCAGCUUAAAGUCCUUGAGAAUGGGUAUAAGAUGAAGGUUAUCAAGGUGGACCAUGAUGCCCAUGGUGUGGACACCCCAGAAGAUGUUGAGAAGAUAGAAGCACUGAUGCGUGAGAGGAACUUGUCUUAGGGCCUGUUUGGAGGGCUUCAGCAUUGAUUGAGCUGUGUUGACCAAGCCACAUCAGAGAAGCUAUCAAAACUAGUUUCACUGGAAAGUCGAUUUCUCAGCUCAAAGUAAGUGCCUUUGGAAAGUCGAUUUCCCAGCUCAAAAAUGGAAACGACGACGAAUGGAAAAGAAAAAAGAAACAGAAUUUCAUGCGGCUUUCUAGCUCAAAGAGUCAAUAUGAGUGCACCCUAUUGACCACGCUUCAUUACAGUCACAUGUUUCCAAUGAUUUCUCUCCCAACACUCUUUUUGAUAGGCUUCCACUGGGUAAUAUGGGGAUGAGGCUAAGGUCCAGGAUUGGCUGGGCCAGAGGACAGGGAAAGACACGGGACACUACUGAAGGACUGAUUGCCAUUUCUCUGAGUUUUAAUCUGGGUCUUUGGGGGAGAUGUGCUCAGUGCUUACCACCUGAUUAUUUGUGCGGAAGUCAUUGACAUGUACUUUGAUGUAAAAGGAACUAAUUUGUGAAAGGAGUUAAAUCCACCCAAUAAGUUAAAAAGAAUAUACCUAUAGCCAAGUCGAGAUGGUAAAAUCAUGUAAACUCAGAUGAAAUGCCCAACUUGUGCUCAUCAAACAUGAUAUUUUUUGGUCAAGCCAUACGUUCAAGUGAAUAUUAAUUGCCAGUUAUGAACUCACGGACAUCGAAUUGUAAACCCACCGAGUCUCUAUUCUGAACCACCAUCUUUGAAUAACACUUAAGCAACUGCAAAAUAAGUGACUGCAAAAAGUGUGCAGUGUGAAACUGGUGUGCAUUGCGGAUCUAGUGAAUAGUGUGAAAAUCUCAGGGUCCGUUUGGUUUGAGGGAAUAAAAGUCUGGAAUCGAAUUCAUUCCCAUCCUCAAUGUUUGGUUAAACAGAAUUCUAGGCGGAAUGGGAUUCCCCCGUAUGGGGGAAUAGUCGUCAUCGUCGAACCGCCCUUCGACGAGGUAAGAUCGCCGCCAACCCAUUCUUCUUUGGUUCUUCCCCGCCGCCUUCCAAAUCAACCACACAUGCUUUGAUCCGGGACGGGGAAUAGUCGUCAUCGUCGAACCGCCCUUCGACGAGAUCCGAUCAGUAAAUCCAAGUUUUGCUCCUCUGUACUUGUGGAAGGAAUGGUUGCGUCAGUAAGGUGCUUUGACACUAGAGAUCUUCUAUGUCAAAAAGUUCAUCUGAUAAGAUGAUCAUAAUCACCCUGAUCUGGAAACUCCUUUGCUCUGCCCGGCAAGCUCCUAACUUCUAGCCUUUGACAACCUUUGACAGAGAAAGUUUGAUUGGCCAGUAAUCCAUGUGGGUCAACUUUGGCCUAUGAGAUCUCAGUUGAGAUGCAACCAAUAAAAAAAUCAGUCAAGAAUCAUAAAAAAUUGGCUUCUAGCUUCCCUGCACGCUUGACAUGAUCACAAGCAGGGUGCACUAUUUCUUAAGUCCUGCUCUGUUGCAACAGUCUUGUCUAUAUUGAGUGGACUCAGUUCAUUUUAUAGUAAAGCCAGUGCAUUAAGCUUCGGAUUUUUUCUUGCUAUACUUUGUAGGAGGGCUAUCUGGUCUAUGAGUGCAAUUCAAUGUGCAGCUGUGACAAAACUUGCGGGAAUAGGGCUUUGCAGAAUGGGGUGUGAGUCAAACUAGAAGUCUUUAAAACAGAGAAUAAGGGUUGGGCAGUCAGAGCUGGUGAAGCAAUCUCAUGUGUGACAUUUGUGUGUGAAUACAUUGGGGAGGUUUUAACCGAUCAGGAGGCAAAGAGGAGGAGCGAGAGGUAUGGUAAUGAAGGCUGUAGCUGUUUGUAUAGCAUCGACCCUCGUAUCAAUGAUAUCAACGGAUUGAGUGAACUUUAAUAUCAUAUUUGGAGUGUUCAUGUGGCUUGCAAAUUGAAGCUUCAAAUUCAUGGCAUAUUGAGGCCAAAUGACCAACUAUGCACUAAAGCACUGAUGAGUGAUGCUUUUAUUUGUCAAGUUGCUCGCCCAACCUUGUCAGUUACCUAGUUCUGGUGGAGAGCAUGGAUUGCCAGCUUGCACACAUUGGCCUCUAUGCCAGUAGAAAUGGGCAAAAUUGGAAAUCAUGGCUGAUUCCGAUUCGAGGCUCUUAAUGAACCAAACAGCAUAAAUCAGAAUCCGAUUCUGAUUCUGGUCUGAACCAAACAACCAAGCGAAAUAGGUCAUUCCAAUCAUGAACCAAACAGGCCCUCAGAUGUGCAUUGUGAACUACAAAUAUGGUGAAUAAUGCGAAACUCUCAUAUGUGCAUCGCAAAUCAUAUGCACACCAAGUCCAUACUUCCACUUCCACCAUAGACCACUAUGAAAUUUUGUUUCCAAAUUUUUUUCAACUUGAAUCGCAUUGGAUCAUAAGUGGGUUGCAAUUGGAAUUCAAGGCACCCAGACCACUAUUAGAAUCAUUGUGAAUAGAUGACCAAUUACAACCAAUUGAUUUAAGCAUUA